Messenger RNA from Anolis carolinensis (green anole), 9273 nucleotides. RefSeq names its product SH2B adaptor protein 2 (gene sh2b2). Gene Ontology annotation, cellular component: plasma membrane. Gene Ontology annotation, molecular function: transmembrane receptor protein tyrosine kinase adaptor activity. Bases 1906 to 3945 code for a protein of 679 amino acids. NCBI's taxonomy places the organism in Eukaryota, Metazoa, Chordata, Lepidosauria, Squamata, Anolidae. The record is from RefSeq and is a predicted model, not a curated record. Gene Ontology annotation, biological process: intracellular signal transduction; antigen receptor-mediated signaling pathway. The transcript has 9 exons.
CUAUCAUCUCAUUAUCUCUCUCCAUCGUCUUUCAUCCCUUUGGGCAUCUAACUAUGGUUGGCUGGCCCUCUGUCGGGAGGGAUCACAUGCUGCCUUCCUUUACAGAUGGCCAUCCAGUCCCUGCUUAAUAAAAAUAAUUAUUUUUAUUUAUUGGUUUGUUGCAACAUUUGUAUCCCUCCCUUCUCACCCAACAGGGGACUCAGGGCGGCUUACAAUAAAUAUAUAAAAAUAUAAAAUACAGCGCAAAUCAAUUUAAGUUAAAUUAACUAAUUAAAUACAACAGCAUUCAUAAAAAUAUUCAUAAAAACAUUCAUAACAAUAAACAGAUAGGUGCAAUCAGGUCUAAUUGAGGUCUGUCAAUUGAGUUCCAGCACACAUAAUAAUAAUUAAUGCUGCUAUUGUUGUUGUAUAAUAACAAUAAUAAUCAUCUUCCAAAUCAAGGGUAUUAUUAUUGUUGACAGAUGGCCGUCUAGCCCCUGCCAAAUAAUAAUAAUAAUAAUAACAACUCUAUCCUGAAUUUUAUUAGGUCCCUUUUAUUCUGGUAUUUUAACUGAUGAUGUUAUUUUUAUAUUGCUGCUGCAGACUGAAUUGUACUUGGUGGUUGAUUGAUAUUAUUACUGCUCUAUUAACUCUUGUUUUAUUACCUUAUUGUGUUUUAUUUUUUGUAUAUUGUGCAAUGUAUUUAUGCUGUUGUUUUUGUAAAUUAUGCCCCAUGUGAGUUUUAUUAUUAUUAUUAUUAUUAUACUUUAUUUAUAUCCCGCCACCAUCUCCCAGAGGGACUCGAAGCAGCUCACAAAACACUCAAGGUGUGACACAAAAUACAAACUGCACCAGGACGUAAAGAGGGUCAUGUGGGCUUUGUGUGCCAAGUUUGGUCUUGAUCAGUUGGUGGGCGUUGCAGUGGUCUGUGAGAGCCGAACAACAAUAAUAAUAAUAAUAAUAAUAAUAAUAAUAAUAAUACUUUAUUUAUAUCCCGCCACCAUCUCCCAGAGGGACUCGAAGCAGCUCACAAAACACUCAAGGUGUGACACAAAAUACAAACUGCACCAGGACGUAAAGAGGGUCAUGUGGGCUUUUGUGUGCCAAGUUUGGUCUUGAUCAGUUGGUGGGCGUUGCAGUGGUCUGUGAGAGCCGAACAACAAUAAUAAUAAUAAUAAUAAUAAUAAUAAUAAUACUUUAUUUAUAUCCCGCCACCAUCUCCCAGAGGGACUCGAAGCAGCUCACAAAACACUCAAGGUGUGACACAAAAUACAAACUGCACCAGGACGUAAAGAGGGUCAUGUGGGCUUUUGUGUGCCAAGUUUGGUCUUGAUCAGUCACUGGUGGGCGUUGCAGUGGUCUGUGAGACCUGAAUAAUAAUAAUAAUAAUAAUAAUAAUAAUAGUUUGGUCCAGGUCUGUCAUUUGGUCCAAGUUUGGUCCAGGUCCGUCAUUUGUGGCGGUCACAGUGGCCUGUGGAAGUGACCGCCAAUCAGAAAGCUGCCACAUACACAGAUACAUUUAUACCCACAUACAUACAAACACUGACUUUUAUUAUAUAGGUAGAUAGAUUAUUAUUUUAUAAACAGAGCAAUGAGGAGAGGAGGGGGCUCUGCUCUCUCCCAGCAUCCUCUCUGACCCACAUCGCUUCUCUUUUCAAUCAAUGGCUUGGGCUUCCUGCCUCCCUCCCUCCCUCCUUCCUCUGCGGUGGCGUGAAUGGCUUGCAAAAGUCACAUGUUGUGGCGACGGACUGACCGAGGCAGCUGCUUCGGCUGCUUCGUUGCGGCCAGCUGGUGGGGAGCCUCUCCCCCCAUUCAGACACCGCUGCCGCAACCGAUGGCAUUCAUGCCAUUCAUGCUCGGCUUGCGCGGCGGCUUCCAUAGGCUCCAUGGUGCCCGCCGUAUCGCUCCCGUUGCAAGACGCCAUCAAUGUUUGCCGGUGGGAGGAAUGGCCCAGCCAUGAAUGGUGACUCCGUCUGCCCAGAGCCUCCGUCCUCCCAUCUUCCCGACUGGCGGGAAUUCUGCGAGGUCCACGCCCAGGCGGCCGCGGUGGACUUUGCCCAGAAGUUCUGCCAGUUUGUGAAGGAGAACCCCCACUACGACACCCCCGGGGCCGAGGCCUCCUUCUCCCACCACUUUGCCGCCAACUUCUUGGACGUCUUCGGCCUGGAGGUCAACCGGGCGUUUGCCUCCGACUCGCCCACCACGUACAACAUCGUGCCCUUUGUGGGCCUCCAGAACUGCCACAUGCCUUACGGGAGGGACCUCUUGCCCAGGAAGGAGCAGACCUCCUCCGAGUCCCUGGACAGCGUGGACAACCCGGGUCCCGCCACCGCCCCCGGCCGGUACCUCAGCCCGUCGCAGCAGGAGGCCCAGGCCCGGAAGGUCUCCUCCUACGGCCACUCCCGCAGCUCGGAGGACGUCUCGGUCCACGGCGGCCUGAAGCCCCGGGUCAAGAAGGGCUUCUCCCUGCGGAACAUGAGCCUGUGCGUGGUGGACGGCAUGAAGGAGAUGUGGCACCGGAGGGCGUCUCCGGAGCCCGGGGCCGACCGAGAGCCGUGCCCCCCCGCGGGCGACCCCAGGGAGAAGUGGACCCACAAGCUCCGCCUUCCCAAGGGACCCUCUCCCAAGGUGGACCUGGUGGACAUCCAGCGGGAGGGGACCCUCCGCUACAUGGUGGCCGACGACACCAACUGCGUGGGGAGCCCACAGUGGCAGAAGUGCCGCCUGAUGCUCAGGAAGGCCGUCCGGAUGGAAGGGGAGAAGUUCCUCCUGGAGUUCUACGUCCCGCCCAAGGCCUCCAAAGCCAAGGUGAGCAUCCCUCUCUCGGCCAUCAUCGAGGUGCGCACAACCAUGCCUCUGGAGAUGCCCGACAAAGACAACACUUUUGUCCUGAAGGUAGAAAAUGGUGCCGAGUACAUCUUGGAAACCAUAGACUCGCUGCAGAAACACUCCUGGGUGGCCGACAUACAAGACUGCAUCGAUCCCGGGGACAGUGGCGAUGACAUCGAACUCGCCUCCUGCGCCCAGGGAGCCUGCCUGCCCAGCCGGAUGUCCUCCUGCAGCUGCGAGUUCCUCACCGAGGACGUGCCUCGGUUUCCUGACCGGUGUGCCGGCUCCGCGGCUCUGCUGGACACACCACCCAACGCGGCCACGGUCGUCACGGCGCCCCACGGCCGGAGCAGGGACUCUGCGGGAGAGCCCAAGGCCCACGUUCCCCUGGAGAACUUCCUGCAGACCUUGGACUCGCCGGCCACGGGGGGACACCCGCCAGGAGAGGAAGUCGGGACGGAAGCGGAGCUCAACCUCUCGGACUUCCCUUGGUUCCACGGGACGCUCUCGCGGGUCAAGGCGGCCCAGCUGGUCCUGUUUGGCGGAACCAGGAGCCACGGGCUCUUCGUCAUUCGGCAGAGCGAGACGCGGCCCGGAGAAUACGUCCUGACCUUCAAUUUCCAGGGGAAAGCCAAGCACCUGCGACUCUCCUUGAACGAGAACGGCCAGUGCCACGUCCAGCACCUCUGGUUCCAGACCAUCUUCGACAUGCUGCGGCAUUUCCACAUGCAUCCCAUCCCGCUCGAGUCCGGCGGCUCUGCCGACAUCACGCUGCGCAGCUACGUUGUGGCGCAAAGUCUGCUGACCGACUCCUGCCCGGUCUCGGCCGUGGCCUCCCAGCCGCCCACUUGCCGGAGUGACCUCCCGCCGCAGCCCUACUCGUCCGGCUCGGUCCCGGUCACCUUCCAGCCGGCCUCCCCCUCGGAGGGCACCCCCUCCUCCUCCUCCGCCUCCUCCUCGGCCAGCCACUCGCUCUACCACCGCAUGGACGGGACCCUCGGCGGCGCCCGGAGCCGGAGCAACAGCACCGAGCGCCUCUUUGCCGCCUCCUCCACCACGGGGGCCGAGGACUACCACGAGAGCGAGAGCGCCCGGAGCAGAACCCGAGCCGUGGAGAACCAGUACUCCUUCUAUUGAUGGCUCUGUUGGGAGUUGCGCUCCGUCCCCUCGUCCCCACACUCGGGGGGCUCCUCCGUCCUCUUGGUGCCCAAGGAGGGGCCUUGGCUUCCUCCCUUUGCCGUCACCGUACAGACUUCGGGAAGGAGGACACAACGAGUGAAACACAACGGUUACCUCUUACACUAUGGAACAAAACUUGAAAAGGAAAUGUUCUGUUCCUGGUUUGUGUCAAGAGUAUUUGCAGCGCAACAGUAGUUGGAUGGAAUCAGUGGAGCGCAGAACAAAGAGAUACUCGGAGACGUUGGAAAAACUAUUUACAAAGUUGUACUGAAUCAACACAAACAGACGACAGAUACUCUAGAUACAUCAGUAAAGCACGCACACUUGUGUCUGGAUACUCCCUAGUUCCAAACACUCAGAGACGUUGGUGAAACUAUUUACAAAGUUUUACUGAAUCAACACAAACAGACGACAGAUACUCUAGGCAGACAGAACUCGACUGAACAGACGCAAUCAGUAAUGCACACACACUUGUGUCUGGAUACUCCCUAGUUCCAAACACUCAGAGACGUUGGUGAAACUAUUUACAAAGUUUUACUGAAUCAACACAAACAGACGACAGAUACUCUAGAUACAUCAGUAAUGCACGCACACUUGUGUCUGGAUACUCCCUAGUUCCAAACACUCAGAGACGUUGGUGAAACUAUUUACAAAGUUUUACUGAAUCAACACAAACAGACGACAGAUACUCUAGAUACAUCAGUAAUGCAUGCACACUUGUGUCUGGAUAUUCCCUAGUUCCAAACACUCAGAGACGUUGGUGAAACUAUUUACAAAGUUUUACUGAAUCAACACAAACAGACGACAGAUACUCUAGGCAGACAGGUCUCGACUGAACAGACGCAAUCAGUAAUGCACACACACUUGUGUCUGGAUACUCCCUAGUUCCAAACACUCAGAGACGUUGAAACUAUUUACAAAGUUUUACUGAAUCAACACAAACAGACAACAGAUGAACACAGGACUUGACUCUAGGCAGACAGAUCUCGACUGUUAGGUAGACAGAUCUCGACUGAACAGACACAAUCAGUAAUGCACACACACUUGUGUCUGGAUACUCCCUAGUUCCAAAGAGACAUUGGUAAAACUAUUUACAAAAUUUUAUUGAAUCAACACAAACAGACAGAUGAACACAGGACUCGACUCUAGGCAGACAGAACUCGACUCUUAGGUAGACAGGUCUCGACUGAACAGACGCAAUCAGUAAUGCACACACACUUGUGUCUGGAUACUCCUUAGUUCCAGCCACACAUCAAGGUCAUCGUUGCUUCUUGGCAAUUAACUCUUUCCAGACUAUAGUACACUCAGGAUGAUGCAAUCAGUUGCAACACAAGCAUGGCACAAAUUGCAUUUAAAGACUAUCAAUACACAAAUCCCACAUUAACGAGUGUUAUUUCCUGUUUAAUGGUGCCGUCCUGACUUGGAAAGCAAUUAUUCUACUCCAGGAACUUGGGUUCGAAGAGGCAUAAAUGGAAGGCUUAAGGGAGAAACGUGCCAAGAGGAAGGCCCGUCAAGCCCACCCUGACCGGGACCGCCUUCCGUCUGGAGAACAUGUGGAUCAAGAACAGGUCUCUUCAACCACCUAAGAACCCACCCCCAAGACACCAAAGAUGGAAGACCAUCGUCCUCGAACUAUGAGGGAUCGCCUAAGUAAGUACUUAGAGGUGUGCACUUGUAUGGAAUCGCUCUUCGUUUUGUUUCAUUUUGUCUCAGUUUCGUUUUCAUUCCCUAUACGAAUAGAAUUUUUUGUUUCCGGAAAUAACGAAAUAUUUUAAUCUUUUAAUCCACCCACUUUUAAAACAUUUGGGUCUUCCCCAGAGUACUAUUGUUAUUAUUAUUAAUAAUAUUAUUAUUAUUAACACCCAUUGGCACACAUCAGUUGUCUCAGACUCAGCUUAGGGUCUCAGAGUAAUUACUGUUAUUAAUAUUAUUAUUAUUAUUAAUGCCCAUUGGCACACAUCAGAUAUCAUGGGGAAGUACUCUCUCAGACUCAGCUUAGGGUCCCAGAGUAACUAUUGUUAUUAUUAUUAUUAUUAUUAUUAUUAUUAACACCCAUUGGCACACAUCAGAUGUCUCAGACUCAGCUUAGGGUCCUAAAGUAACUAUUGUUAUUAAUAUUAAUAUUAUUAAUGCCCAUUGGCACACAUCAGAUGUCAUGGGGAAGUACUCUCUCAGUCUCGACUCAGGGUCCUAAAGUAACUAUUGUUAUUGAUAUUAAUAUUAUUAAUAGCUUAGGAUCCCAGAGUAACUAUUGUUAUUAAUAUUAAUAUUAUUAUUAACACCCAUUGGCACACAUCAGCUGUCACGGGGAAGUACUCUCUCAGACUCAGCUUAGGGUCCUAAAGUAACUAUUGUUAUUAAUAUUAAUAUUAUUAAUAGCUUAGGGUCCUAAAGUAACUAUUGUUAUUAAUAUUAAUAUGAACACCCAUUGGUGCACAUCAGAUGUCAUGGGGAAGUACUCUCUCAGACUCAGCUUAGGGUCUCAGAGUAACUAUUGUUGUUAUUAUUAUUAUUAUUAACACCCAUUGGCACACAUCAGAUGUCAUGGGGAAGUACUCUCUCAGACUCAGCUUAGGGUCUCAGAGUAACUAUUGUUGUUAUUAUUAUUAUUAUUAACACCCAUUGGCACACAUCAGAUGUCAUGGGGAAGUACUCUCUCAGACUCAGCUUAGGGUCUCAGAGUAACUAUUGUUGUUAUUAUUAUUAUUAUUAACACCCAUUGGCACACAUCAGAUGUCAUGGGGAAGUACUCUCUCAGACUCAGCUUAGGGUCUCAGAGUAACUAUUGUUGUUAUUAUUAUUAUUAUUAACACCCAUUGGCACACAUCAGAUGUCAUGGGGAAGUACUCUCUCAGACUCAGCUUAGGGUCUCAGAGUAACUAUUGUUGUUAUUAUUAUUAUUAUUAACACCCAUUGGCACACAUCAGAUGUCAUGGGGAAGUACUCUCUCAGACUCAGCUUAGGGUCUCAGAGUAACUAUUGUUGUUAUUAUUAUUAUUAUUAACACCCAUUGGCACACAUCAGAUGUCAUGGGGAAGUACUCUCUCAGACUCAGCUUAGGGUCUCAGAGUAACUAUUGUUGUUAUUAUUAUUAUUAUUAACACCCAUUGGCACACAUCAGAUGUCAUGGGGAAGUACUCUCUCAGACUCAGCUUAGGGUCUCAGAGUAACUAUUGUUGUUAUUAUUAUUAUUAUUAACACCCAUUGGCACACAUCAGAUGUCAUGGGGAAGUACUCUCUCAGACUCAGCUUAGGGUCUCAGAGUAACUAUUGUUGUUAUUAUUAUUAUUAUUAACACCCAUUGGCACACAUCAGAUGUCAUGGGGAAGUACUCUCUCAGACUCAGCUUAGGGUCUCAGAGUAACUAUUGUUGUUAUUAUUAUUAUUAUUAACACCCAUUGGCACACAUCAGAUGUCAUGGGGAAGUACUCUCUCAGACUCAGCUUAGGGUCUCAGAGUAACUAUUGUUGUUAUUAUUAUUAUUAUUAACACCCAUUGGCACACAUCAGAUGUCAUGGGGAAGUACUCUCUCAGACUCAGCUUAGGGUCUCAGAGUAACUAUUGUUGUUAUUAUUAUUAUUAUUAACACCCAUUGGCACACAUCAGAUGUCAUGGGGAAGUACUCUCUCAGACUCAGCUUAGGGUCUCAGAGUAACUAUUGUUGUUGUUAUUAUUAUUAUUAACACCCAUUGGCACACAUCAGAUGUCAUGGGGAAGUACUCUCUCAGACUCAGCUUAGGGUCCCAGAGUAGCUAUUGUUAUUAAUAUUAAUAUUAUUAAUAGCUUAGGAUCCCAGAGUAACUAUUGUUAUUAAUAUUAUUAUUAUUAUUAAUGCCCAUUGGCACACAUCAGAUGUCAUGAGGAAGUACUCUCUCAGACUCAGCUUAGGGUCCCAGAGUAAAUAUUGUUAUUAAUAUUAUUCCAUUAUAUUUAAUCGAGACUGGAUGAGAAAACCAGAGCAAAAUGUGCUCUAGCAGGAUGUCCUUCCCGUAAAAACAAUGUUUUGGCAGUUUAAUGAGCCUUCCCUAUGUUUUUAUGAUAGAACCAAUUCGGAAAAGACAUUUAUAACCUAGGAACGAAAGUCAUCGCGUGACAUACGUAAUGUUACUUGUCUUCUGGCAGAAGGAAGACGGAUCCAGAAUUUCUGUUGCCUUAUGUUUGUCUUCAUCUAAAUGUUCUGUCUUGGGAUGGGAGGCGUAUCAGCAAAUCCUUUCAAGACUCCUCUGAAGAUGCCAGCCACAGAUACAGGCAGAACGUCAGGAGCAAAUGCUGCUAGACCGUGGCCAUACGGCCCAGAAAAAACCACACAACACUCCCAACUCUCUCUUUGUCCCCGAGUGUCCCGCGAACCUCGUUCCCUGUAAAUACGUAUGAAUGUUGUUGUUCUUGAAAUUCAUUGUGCCAUCUCCUCCUCCCGAGUCGUGCUCAUUUUGGGACUAAAGUGACAGUUGACGGAAGGUGAGCUGCAUACAUGAAGCACAUGUUUGCCUCGAGUCAAAGCUUCGAACGGCAGGAAAAGAGAUCUCAUUCUCAGCGUGGCAGAGAUUUUUAAGCCGAGGCUGGAUGGCCAUCUGUCGGGAGGCUUUGAUUGUGUGUUCCUGGAUGGUGCUUGUAGUCUAGGAUACUAUAACACUAUGUGACAAAAUUGGAAAAUAAUGUUCUAUUCCUGGUUUGAGAGUGUCAUUUCCCGUUUAAUUGUGCGGAAAGACUUGGAAAUAAGUUGUUCUACUCCAGAAACUUCUUUUUUUUUGUGCCACAACUAGGUUGAAUCGGUUGAGAUUCUGUGAUGAGAUAUUCACCAAAAACUAGAGCAAAAUGUGCUAUAACAACAACACAACAAGACUUUAUUUAUAUUCCACCCGAGAAAGAUCACCUCCCUGACUGCUGGACUCGAAAACGUCUCUACUUCCACAUGGAGACACAACUUGUUGCUCCAACACCUCCUCCUUUUACUGAUACUCUGAAGUUACUACAGACUUUUCCUAAGUAACAAUAAGGAUCACAACCCUGCAACGACUAUGGUUCCAAACUGGAAAUUGCCUUUCUCUCCAAAAAGAACGACAAAGUGGUCAAAAGCAGACUGGAAAGUGAACAUUUCACUUGUUAAUAUUUUUUGUUUUGGGUUUUUUUCCAAGCAAUGUGAAUAAGUUAUAAUGUUUCUGUAUUACUGUAUUUACAAACCAAACUUUUUAAAGAACGGGGGGGAUUGGUGUUCUUUUGUUUUUAUUCUAUUUCAUAACCUUUUUUUAGGUCAGAAAGAUGAGGAAUAAAAGAAUAACUUGUGUA